Messenger RNA from Exophiala mesophila, 3802 nucleotides. RefSeq lists its product as uncharacterized. Gene Ontology annotation, cellular component: HIR complex; nucleus. The transcript has 5 exons. Lineage: Eukaryota; Fungi; Ascomycota; Eurotiomycetes; Chaetothyriales; Herpotrichiellaceae. The record is from RefSeq and is a predicted model, not a curated record. Gene Ontology annotation, biological process: regulation of DNA-templated transcription; chromatin remodeling; DNA-templated transcription. Bases 183 to 3344 code for a protein of 1053 amino acids. Gene Ontology annotation, molecular function: protein binding; nucleosome binding.
AAACAUCCAAAACCUCAACUUCAAUCCCACAUCAACACCACAACCACAAUCACAUCUCACCACGCCCUUCCUCCGACGCGUCAAAUCGACUAUCUUACAUCUUAGCCCUCCAGUCUCUUCCUGUCCCUCGCGAUCCUCUUUCCCCGCCAUGGUCCCCUUACUCCCGCUGAGAUAGCCUCGACAUGCACAUCAUCAAACCGAUCUGGCUGACCCACGGUGGUGAAAAGAAAGACUUCGAAGUCUACAGUUGCCAUGUCUCUCCAGAUGGCCAACGUCUGGUCACUGCGGCUGGUGAUGGCUACGUUCGUAUCUGGUCUACCGAGGCCAUUUACAAUGCCGCGAAUUCAAAAUACGACAAACCAAAGCAAUUGGCUUCAAUGAGCUACCACUCUGGAACCAUCCAUACCGUUCGAUUCUCUCCUGGGGGCAAAUUCCUCGCCUCGGGCGCCGAUGACAAGAUCGUUUGCAUAUACACUCUCGACCCUUCUCCUCCUACUCAUGCCACAUUUGGCUCCAACGAGGUACCUCCUGUAGAGAACUGGCGCAUCUUCCGACGACUCAUUGGACACGACAACGACGUCCAAGAUCUAGGAUGGUCAUACGAUGGAACAAUCCUGGUUUCCGUUGGACUCGACUCCAAAGUGGUGGUGUGGUCUGGCUUCACGUUUGAAAAACUAAAGACAAUCUCCAACCACACUAGCCAUGUUAAAGGCAUCACCUUUGACCCCGCUAAUAAGUAUUUCGCUACGGCCAGCGAUGAUCGCUCUAUCAAAGUGUUCAGGUUUCAAUCUCCCACCCAGAAUUACACCACUCAUGAUGCUGUUAACAACUUCAUCCUCGAGGCUACCAUCACUUACCCCUUUGUCAACUCCCCUCUCACCACAUAUUUCCGAAGAUGUUCCUGGGCCCCCGAUGGCCAACACAUCGCAGCUGCCAACUCUGUCAAUGGUCCUGUCAAUGCCAUCGCUAUUGUGACGCGUGGCAGUUGGGAUGGCGACACCACCUUGAUCGGACACGAAGGCCCUGUCGAAGUUUGCGCCUUCUCUCCUCGCUUGUACGGCAUGGAACCGGUUGACCGAGCUUUGCCUGAAGGGCAUCCUCAUCCCCACACCACAGUUAUUGCCUGUGGAGGUGCGGAUAAAUGCCUGAGCAUCUGGACCACGAGUAGUCCUCGUCCUCUAGUUGUCACACAGGAGAUCUCUUCAAAGCCUGUUUCCGAUCUCGCUUGGAGUCCAGAUGGUCGAGUUCUUUUUGCUACGACCUUGGACGGCACAAUUCUGACGAUCAUGUUCGAGGAUGGCGAGCUUGGAUAUCCGAGGCCAGUCGAAGAAAACGAUCGAUCACUGACCAAGUUUGGUACUUCGCGAAAGGGCCUUGGCUUUCCAGAAACUACAGAUGCACUUCUUCUUGAGGAGAUGAGUAAAGCUGGCGAGUUGAAAGGCGUCGAAGGACGAAUGGGCGCAUUGAUGGGCGAUGCAACGGCAUCAGCAUCGCAGCCUGCCAAAACACCAGCAUCAGCACCAGUACCGGCAACACCAGCAGUUAACGGUACAGCCACGAAUGAACCCGCGUCGAACGGCACAGACGCACAGACCAAUGGUGUCACAGCGGCAAAAUCUCGAGACGAUCAAGACCAAGCCAAACUUGAGCGGCUGAAGCGUCGCGUUGAAAUCACAAAAGACGGCAAAAAGCGAAUCCGACCUCUUCUCGUGUCAGGCGCUGGUGGAGCCGAGUCAUCAUUACCUCAGACAAAGCUAGUCAGUGCAAGCGCAAAUGUCGCUGUGGCGGAUGCACCGCAGUCGGUGUUAGACCUGUCCAAACCAUUCGACGGCCUUCCCAAGGGUGGCCUGGCGGCCAUGCUCUUUGGAAACAAGAGAAAGUACGCACAAGUCGAGGGCGAAGAGGAAAACACUGCCGAAAAACGCGUCAUUGCAGCCAGUAUGAAAGGGGCAACUCCUAUCGUCGUGAACGGCACCGAUGGCCUCCUCCCUGCGCAACAUCAACCCACAGCAAAUGGACAACAACCGACUCCAGAGUUUAUACGACCAGCGGUGAUCAGUCCAGCACUUAGCGUCAGCCAGCUCAGACUAGCGGUUCCAAAAGUUAGGACACAUAUCGUUCAAGGGAUUGAUGCGACCGGAAAACCCGGUGAUGCUAAUAGCGAUGGCACCGGUAAACCACGAGCCGAGUUUGUCUUUGAAGCUCGAAACCCUUCAGGCCCCUCACUGACUCAGCGAGCUCAAGAUCGGGAGCCCUGCCGAAUCACGCUAACUAAGAGAGAACAGCCGGUCUGGCAGGAUUUUCUUCCACGCCCUGUUCUUCUUGUCACUGGCAACCAGAACUUUUGGGCUGCAGCCGACGAGAACGGAUCACUCUACAUGUGGACACCUCAUGGGAGACGUCUCAACAGUGCAAUGGUGAUGGAGGCACAACCUGUCAUUUUGGCUUCGUAUGAGUCAUGGUUGUUGUGUAUCACUGCGGUGGGAAUGUGCUAUGUGUGGAACGUCAAAACUAUGUCCUCACCACACCCCCCUGUCUCAAUGGCUCCUAUCUUGGAUGCAGCGAUACACUCACUCACGCAUCACCCAACUGGGACACCAGCUAUCACUGAAGCUCGCCUCAAUUCUGAAGGACGAAUUGUGGUGAGUCUAUCGAACGGCGACGGAUACGCCUAUUCCCCACAGAUGUACUGCUGGCAACGAUUGUCCGAGGUCUGGUGGGCUGUGGGGAGCCAGUACUGGAACACUACUGACUCAUCGGUCGGCAAUGUGCAAUCCGCACACACCAAGAAUAGCUCUGACAAAUCUGUGAAUCUGUCGAGUGGUAUCAUGCCGUGGCUUGAGCGGAAAACCACGUCAGAAACUCUCCUACGUGGUCGUGCGUAUUUCUUGCAAAGACUCAUCAAAGUCCUGCUGUCUCGAGAAGGCUUUGAGAGCUUUGAGGCUGGAGUGUCGAUCGCACAUUUGGAGAAUAGAAUAGCUGCUGCUCUCAUGCUUGGCGCGAAGGAUGAAUUCAGAAUCUAUCUCCUAAUGUAUGCCAAACGUCUUGGAGCAGAAGGAUUACGAUUGAAAAUUGAGGAACUUCUUCGAACGUUGGUGGGAGGGAUUGUCGAACAGCCAGAAAGCGACAGCAAUGGGAUCGCAGCCAACAUCAACGCAAUCGAGGGUCGUAAUUGGCAAGAAGAUUCCAAGACAAUUUGCGGAUGGCCACGAGAAGAGCUUUUGAAGGACGUCGUCCUCCUUCUCGGCAAACACCGUGAUUUGCAACGAAUCAUUGUGCCAUACGCCAAAAUGCUACACAUUGUCAACGACACCAACCAAGAACUGGAUGUCAUGGUCUUGUAAAACAUCAUUCGGAAAGGGGACACAGCGUUAGUGCGGAUCGAAGGGCAUGAUUUGGGAUCGAUGAUGAGAAUGAACCUAGAUGCAUCUAAGGGUUGGGCUGAUCGCUCAAGGCAUGUUGAUGGGUUCCUCAAGGCCUGGCGUUGGCGGCAUCAUCAAAUCAGGGAGACGCAACAAUUGCACGGGAAUAGUCGUCAAGGACACAGCAACGUCCAAAUAUGUUCUGAUGCUCCAGCAGAUUGAAUAAACUGCCAUCUUGGUAAGGCGGAAUUAUGCUACGAGAGAUCAGUCCUGGAGGCAUUUUCCCUUUGAUUUAACCCUUGGUGUCGGAGCCGCAUAUUUGGCGGAAUCAAUAUUUGCAAAGAUGCAAGUUCACGAUUUGUUUUCUCACUGUUUUUCUGUUCGCUUGCCUGCUCCUGUUCCAUCUGCAAUCCACUAUAUGUCACAACCUUCAAUUCUUC